AUGACUAUUAAGAAGAGAACAGCCAAAGAGAGCCCUCCACAAAGUCGUCAGCUUUUAAAGCUGACGUUUCACCCGCAGGACUCGCAUUUUGAGCUGGCCGCUUGGUUAACCCUUGUAUCAUGGGAUAUAAGUAUUGGACAAACAGGUACUUCUUCGCUUGUCACUUGA
Messenger RNA from Pochonia chlamydosporia 170, 168 nucleotides. RefSeq lists its product as hypothetical. The record is from RefSeq and is a predicted model, not a curated record. The transcript has a single exon. The coding region runs from base 1 to 168 and encodes 55 amino acids. NCBI's taxonomy places the organism in Eukaryota, Fungi, Ascomycota, Sordariomycetes, Hypocreales, Clavicipitaceae.